AUCGAAGGAGGAAGUUUAAUUGGGGUCGAUGCACAUAGUUUGAUAAAACGAGACUUUCGACUUGAACAACAGUUUCUUUACGUUAAUUUUUUAAAAUUAUUUUGAUUUAUUAAUACUUUGACGAGGAAUAUGGUAAUCACACAGCUGUUCCGUUUCCUUGUGUGUUUUGUUUUGACGAUGGGAGUUAAUGGUCAUUUGAAAACCAAAUGUAGCGUUAACCAUAAAUGUCGAUGUAAAACUUCUGGAACGAAAUAUGUAGAGGUUGAUUGUUCACACUCAAAACUAAAGAAUAUACCCAAACUACCAAGAAAUGUUAGCAGUGUUGAUCUAAGUAACAACGAUAUAGAUAACAUACCAGAACAUCAUUUUAAAGACAACGAUAUUCUAACUGAAAUAAACCUCUCACUAAAUAAAUUACACACUCUCAAGAAAGAAAUGUUUUAUGGGCUGAAAAGAGUUAGAAAGCUAGAUAUGAACAAUAACAACCUUACAAAAACAACGAAAGAUGCUUUUUCAUAUUUACAAAGACUAUCAUAUCUAGAUGUUAAGAAAAACAAUAUUAGCUGGAGCAAUAACAACGUUAUAUUUCCCCAAUCUUUGCUUACAUUGAAGAUUGAUUACAAUUCGUCUGAAGAAAACCUCCCUGAAAUGUCUCAUUUAGAAAUUCUUGACGUCUCUGGAUCAUCUGGGCACUGUCACAUCCACACCGUUAAACCGGAUACUUUUAGAUCUGUACCGAAAAUAUAUGGAUUAGAUAUUUCUGCUUGUAAGGUGAAUUACGUUCACAAUGGUUCAUUCAGCUUUAUGCGAAAUUUAUCAACUCUAGACAUUUCUUUUAAUACAUGUUUAAGGUUUGAUGGUUUAGAAAAUGUGACAAUUGACCUUCCAUUUACUUCGAUAAAAAUUCUGAAAUUUAAUAAAAUUCACAAAACUUUUCAAAUGAAUACGAAAAUUUUGAAACAUCAUUUGUCGCAUUUAAGAUAUACAAACUUAGAAGAAAUGCAUGGCGAUAGCAAUAGAAUCCAGCUCAUAGAAGACGGAGCUAUACAACAACUUCCAUCUUCCAUUCGAAAACUUUUUGUGUCCGACAACGAAUUUUCGUAUGGACAAUAUGUUUUCGAUUUUAUAACUAUGCAAAUUGAAUUUGUAAAUGCGUCGUUUUUGUUUAGUUCACGAAGAGAAAAUGAACGAGAAGAAAAAUGCGAGCGUCCUGAUGAAUCAUGUUGUAAUAAAUUCUGUAAGCCAAUUCAUACAUCCGAUGAGACAAUAUCCCGAUUUAGCGCUGCCUGGAGAGUAUUGCCAAUUCCUCGAAAACUGAAAAGAGUUCUUUACAAAGACUGCUUCCUUCGCUAUGAAAUACCACAGUAUACAGUUUCCGAAAAUAUAGUAGAAUAUGUAGAUUUGAGUUAUAAUAUUUUCUAUUCGUGGAUAGGCCCACUUCUUACAUUUGAUCAUGUUCAAUUUCUAGAUUUGUCUAAUAAUAUAUGCUCGAAUGUUUCAAAGGCAUUUUUUAAAAGCGUUCCGAAUGUGAUAACAUUACUCAUACAAAAUAAUCUACUUGGAUUUGUACUUCCCGAUGACACUGAAGGGGAAAUAAUGCAGCAUAUGCCAGCCCUUCAAAUCGUUAAUUUGGCAGAAAAUAGGAUUCCAAGUUUACCGUAUAUUUUUUUUAAGUUUCAGGCGAAUUUGAAAGACAUUAUAUUAGCAGGAAAUAUGAUGGAUAAUAUUACCUUCCAAAUAAACCACAUGAAACAGUUGUCAAAUUUAGACCUUUCUAACAAUAGAAUUUCUAGUUUAGAUAAAAAUGCUCGUGGUCAUUUGGAAGAAGUGUACAAAAUGAAAGACAAAUUUUCCAUUGAUAUAAGUGGAAAUCCGUUAAAAUGUAGUUGUGAUACAAUAGAAUUUAUUAAGUGGAUGUCAACAACAAAAAUCAAGAUUCACAAUAAACACAAAACCUCAUGUCUGACGUCUCAAGGGAAUCGAGAAUCAUUAUGGAAACCGAAUAGAGUUUUUGAAAAGCUUCAGAUGGAAUGUUCGUCGUAUUCGUCAUUAAUUGUUGGCACAGUAGCAUCAUUGAUCGUUUUCUUGUUUGUUUUAAUUUGGGGCAUAGUUUACCGCAAUAGGUGGCGCUUGCGAUAUAUGUAUUACAUGGUCAAAAAUAAAUAUCAAGUGCAAAAUAAGGGAAACCCCGCCAAUGACAGCCAAUAUGAGUACGAUGCGUUUAUAUCCUACGACAACAACGAUAGAUUUUUCGUUCAUGACAAACUUUUGCCUUGUCUAGAACACAAAGCUGGGUUGAAGCUGUGUAUCCAUAAAAGAGAUUUUCUACCUGGGAAUGACAUUGCUGGAAACAUAACAUCUGCAAUUCACAACAGCCGACAAGUGGUCAUUAUGAUGUCACAUAAUUAUCUGGAUUCUUACUGGUGUAUGUUUGAAUACAACAUGGCAAAAGUGGAAACCAUUUAUUCCAGAAAUAAGGAAAACAUAUUAUUUCUAGUAUUUCUAGAGCAAAUGUCGCCAAAAGAUUUACCAAUGAUGGUUUUAGAGUUAGUUCAAUCCCACUCCUACAUCGAAUAUCCAAACGAUGAAUUUGGGGAUACAGUGUUUUGGAAUAAAUUAAGGGAAGUUUUGUCGCAGUAACUAUUUUCUCUCUCUUCUCAUGUUCAGCUAGUCACUUAAAUAUGAGAUACAUAAAUGGUUUAAGGUAUUUCCACAUAUAUAGAUAUUUCAUACGCUUAUCCAUAUUAACUUUGUAGCAGUAAAAGCUCACAAAUUUAGGAAAAAUGGAGAUCAAUUCCUCAAGCUAUUCCAGACUACACAACUUCACUAUGUGUGCAAUCAGUCUGUAAAGUAAUGCUGGUACAAGCAACACUGAAAUAAAAAAAAAUAGUUACAUUAAAGGAUAAUCACCUAUUUUGUAGAACAUCUUUAUUAUCUAGACGUAGAAUUCUCAAACUAUGCAUUAGUAAAAUUUCAUCUACCUUUGAAAUUUUCUAAACAUUCGUUUGUUUUGAUGUGAUGUUGUGUUGUGGAAUAUUUAGUCAAUAUCCGUCUUCAGUGACAUUAUAUGUCUUCUUUAACCCUUUCACAAUUUGAUUUAUAGAUAUUAAGUGAACAGAUACCUUUAUAUUAAACAUAUUUUUGUAACUUAUUUUGCCAUACAAUUAGUAACUAUUAUAGUUCAACAAAUAUUAUUCAAUAUUUGGUAAAUUGAGAAAUACCGUCUCAAAAAUGGUCAAAAUGCUUCAAAAACCUUAAAGUAGCAUUUCCUCUCGUUGAAUGCUGGUCAAAUCCAUUGAAACUGUGAUGGUAUGUUCCCUCCCAUGUACCAAUGUGGCAUCUGUCAUUAAAUUUUGGAAAUGGUCUUUGUUACAAUGGAAACCAGCAAAAAUGUCAAAAAUUCUAAAAAUUUCAAAAUGCUCCAAACUUGAUGAAACUAAAUAUGAUUGUUAACUGCCAAGUCUAGAUGAGACUUCUGACUUUUGAAUUUCCAAAAUGGCCACUGUUGCUAUGGAAACUGUAAAAAUGUUAAAAAUUUUAAAAUGAUAAAAAAAUGCUCUAAAUGUUCUGAAAUUUUUUAAAAAGAUAUAUAGCCAUGCAUAUAUGUGCAUUCCCUGUUUAAAAUUUUCGAAAUGGCUGCCGCUUACUGGCAAUGGGUGAAGGGUGACAUCCGCUAUUGCUUGUGAUGUCAAAUCUAGUUUUCAUUUGAUAUUCUGUGGAAUCAUUAUUAUCUUCGGGUAUCAAAUGUUGUGGGUAUAGAAGGACCACGAUUUUAAUGUACAACGAAGUUUGGAAAAACAACGAAAUACAAAAAUAUAAUUUUCUUCACGCCACGAAAAUCGGUACCAACGAAAAUAACCAAUCCACAAUAAAUGAUAAAAGUGUAUAGCCAAUGAAGUAAGCUUUUUGUUCCUUUUCUGAACUCGGACUUUUUGUGUUUGUUUCAGUAAAAUUACUCGAAUGAUAUAGCAAUUCAUUUAACAUCAUUAACUACUUUUUUGAAUCGUAAAUAGAUUUCCGUAAUUUAAUAAACAAUUGAUGUGAAUACUCA
This is a messenger RNA of Mytilus californianus (California mussel), 4051 nucleotides long. Its product is annotated as toll-like receptor 4. Bases 130 to 2640 code for a protein of 836 amino acids. Gene Ontology annotation, cellular component: membrane. Gene Ontology annotation, biological process: immune response; toll-like receptor signaling pathway. Gene Ontology annotation, molecular function: protein binding; transmembrane signaling receptor activity. The record is from RefSeq and is a predicted model, not a curated record. NCBI's taxonomy places the organism in Eukaryota, Metazoa, Mollusca, Bivalvia, Mytilida, Mytilidae. The transcript is spliced from 2 exons.